This is a messenger RNA of Paramecium tetraurelia, 639 nucleotides long. RefSeq lists its product as uncharacterized. The transcript is spliced from 3 exons. The record is from RefSeq and is a predicted model, not a curated record. NCBI's taxonomy places the organism in Eukaryota, Ciliophora, Oligohymenophorea, Peniculida, Parameciidae.
AUGGAUUUACAACAUACUAAAUCUUAUGCAGCGUUAAACUAGUAGAAUUGCUAACUAUUUAAACCUAAGGCACUUUCAGUAAGAUAAUAGAUGGCUUAGAUACCUAUGCAAACUCCAAGAGUAUAGAUAAAGGGUCUUACUACUCCAAAAAAAAUUGAAGAUGCUUCAAACCCAUAAUCAGAUUAGCAGCUUUAUUCAUUUAAAUCCUAUAGAAUCUCCACUGAAAUAAUAAAUGGAUCUCCUCUAGACCAAAUAUAAUUGAUAUUGAGAGAAAACGAGAAACUAAAACGAACAUUAAACUAAAAAUAACACAUUAUAGAAACAUUAACUACAACUCGAAAAGUUAAACCAAGAUUCGACUUUAAUGACUUUAAAACUAACUCCAGAUCUCUAGUUUAACCACAAAGUUAACAGGAAUCUAUAAAACCAAAGAAUAUUGAAGUUAAAUAGUCCAUCUCUUAAAAUUAUAAUAAACGCAUUAAAUUGCCAAAAAUCGAGGAUUCCAUACCAAACAAUGAAGAUGAAUGUAAUUUCACAUUUGCCAAUAAUUUUUUCAAUAAUAAUACUUGCAAAAAUUAAAAGAUCAACUUCAAAUAAGUAUUUACAUAGUCUCAUUUGAAGAAAAAAUUUUUCACUUGA